Messenger RNA from Gambusia affinis (western mosquitofish), 5180 nucleotides. RefSeq names its product contactin associated protein 2b (gene cntnap2b). Lineage: Eukaryota; Metazoa; Chordata; Actinopteri; Cyprinodontiformes; Poeciliidae. The record is from RefSeq and is a predicted model, not a curated record.
GUGGAUGGUGUCCUUUCCUUUGGUUGGACACCUUCUGUCUCUCUGCCUAUCUGCCUGACAAUGGAGCCGCAGCCCGACAGCGGUCUGGCCGGAGAUUGGACGGUGUGGACCACUCUUUACUGGGUUUUUGGUGUUUGUUAGAGGGAAACAAGGCAAUAGGCAGCAAGCUAAGUGAGGCAGACAUCCAUUCUGUUUCAUCGCAGAGUAAAAACAAAGUCUGCUGUGUUAUCAACACACAGUUGGCGGGGGGCGGGGAGAGACACCUGGAACCACUGAAUUUUCGCCUUUGUUAGCCUUUUCUGUGAAGAUGUCCGCUUUGACUGGGAUGGCAAUGCUGCUAGUUACGUCUCUCAUCAUCACAUCUAACGGCGCAUGGUCAGCAUCCAGGAAGUGUGAUGACAGCUUGGUAACAGCCCUUCCCAUUAAAUCCUUCAACAGCUCAUCAGAAUAUGGCAGAGGAUAUGCAGCCGCUUUUGCUAAACUCAACAGAGUACAAGGUGCUGGAGGCUGGUCACCUUUGGAUACAAAUCGUUACCAGUGGCUGCAGGUAGACCUGGGCUCUAGGAAACAAGUAGUUUCCAUAGCAACCCAGGGGCGCUACAGAAGCUCCGAUUGGACAAGUCAGUACCAGCUGCUCUACAGUGAUACAGCCAAAAACUGGAGGCCAUAUUUAAAGGAUGGAAACAUUUGGACAUUUAAGGGGAAUAAUAACAGUGAAGAUGUUGUACGUGAAGAAUUACAACAUGCCAUAGUGGCCCGCUACAUCCGCUUCAUCCCACUGUACUGGAGCCAAAAGGGGCGAAUUGGAGUCCGCUUGGAACUCUAUGGCUGCUCAUAUUGGGCUGAUGUAAUCAGUUUUGAGGGCCAUAGCAUUAUCUCCUAUCGCUUCAGGAGCAAAAAGAUGAAAACCGUGAAGGAUAUUAUUUCUCUAAAGUUUAAAACCACAGCCAGAGAUGGUGUGCUGCUUUAUGGGGAGGGACAGCAAGGAGACUACAUCCUGCUGCAGCUUCACAGGGCAACAAUGGAGCUGAGCAUCAACUUAGGUAGCAGUCAGUACAAUCUGAUUAAGGGUCACACCUCUGUAACCAGUGGAAGCUUAUUAGAUGAUGGUCACUGGCACUCUGUUGUCAUUGAGCGCUACCGUAGAAAUGUAAAUUUUACAUUGGACCACCAAACUCAACAGUUCAGGACUAAUGGAGAGUUUGAGCACCUGGACCUCGACUAUGAGCUUACCUUUGGAGGACUUUCUGAAUCUGUAAGAAUGAGUUUAGGUGGCAAAGAGAACUUUGCUGGCUGCAUGGAAGGAAUCACCUACAAUGGAGACAACAUCACCAGCUUGGUGCGCAGGAAGAAGGUGGACAUCUCCAGCUUUCGUAACCUGACAUUCACCUGUGCUGAAUCCAGCUCUUUCCCUGUCUACUUCAACUCCACAUCCUUCCUGCGGCUGCCGGGUCAGAGGGACAGUGACACACUCUCAGUAAGUCUGUCUUUCAGGACGUGGAACCCCAAUGGAGUGUUGAUGUUCACACAGCUGGCUGAGGGUUGGUUGGAGCUGUUACUGAUGGAAGGCAAGAUCACCGUCUACAUGAACGUGACACAAAAGAGGAGCACACGUAUUGACAUUUCAUCAGGAAUAGGUCUGAAUGAUGGUCAGUGGCAGAUCAAGACAGGAGGAACCUACUACUUUGGAGGCUACUUUCCACACACUAGCAUUUGGUCACUACAGCGCUCUUUCCAGGGCUGCAUUCAGAUGAUCCACAUAGAUGACCACUUGGUGGACCUACGGGCUGUGGAGGAGGGUCACAUCGGAACCUUCGAAAAUGUUAGCCUGGAUAUGUGUGCAAUUAUAGACAGGUGUGUUCCCAACCACUGUGAGCAUGGAGGGAAAUGCUCACAGACAUGGGAUACAUUCAGCUGCAAUUGCAGUGGUACUGGCUACUCUGGAGCAACAUGCCACACAUCGCUGUAUCAGCAGUCCUGUGAGGAGUAUAAGCAUCAGGGGAAGAGCUCGGGUAACUUCUGGAUUGACCCUGAUAGUAGUGGCUCUCUACCCCCCUUCAGAGUACACUGUGACAUGACAGACACAAUGGUUUGGACCACUCUAAGGAACAACAUGUCUCCUCAGACAUCAGUCUCUGCUACAGAUGAGGAUGGAAAAGCAGUACUUCAGAUUACUUACAAUGUCACUGAUGAACAGGUAUUGUCAGUCACCAGCAGAGCAGAAAGGUGUGAACAGUAUGUAGCUUACACCUGUCGAAUGUCUCGUCUGCUGACUGGUCCAGAUGGCACUCCAUUUACCUGGUGGCUAGGAAGAGAUAAUAAGAGACAUUUCUACUGGGGCGGGUCUGGACCUGGGAUACAGAAGUGUGCCUGCGGUAUUGAAAACAACUGUUCUGAUCCCAAACACUACUGUAACUGUGAUGCUGACCUGCGAGCCUGGAUGGAAGAUGCAGGUUUGUUGGUGUAUAAAGACCAUUUGCCAGUCAAUACAGUUGUGGUCGGUGAUACAAGCAGGUCCGGAUCUGAGGCCAAGCUGACUGUUGGGCCUCUUAAAUGCCAGGGAGAUAGAACCUUCUGGAAUGCAGCGUCAUUUAAUAGCCCCGCCUCUUCACUUCACUUCAAGUCCUUUCAAACUGAAUCCAGUACUGAUAUCUCAUUUUACUUUAAGACAUCUUCCAAAUAUGGAGUCUUACUGGAGAACCUGGGACCCAACAACCUCCUUCACAUUGAAAUCCGAGAAGGCUCAGUGGUCCUGUUAUCUUUUGAUUUUGGAAAAAAUCGGAUUGAGCUCACUGUUCAAACACCAAAGCCUCUAAAUGAUGACCAGUGGCAUCGUGUGGAGGCUGAGAAGAACACCAAAGAAACAGUACUACAAAUUGAUGGUCAUUACAGGGAGGUAAAAGUGACCCCCCCACUGGGACACACCGAACUGGAGUUCUACAGUGAUGUAUAUAUCGGUGCUUUGAGUGGCCAAAGGGGCUUCCUGGGCUGCAUGAGGUCUCUGAAAAUAAAUGGGAUCUUCUUCGAUCUGGAAGAAAGGGCCAAGGUGACUCCAGGAGUGAAGCCUGGCUGUCAGGGGCAUUGUAGCACCUACAAAAUGCACUGCAGAAACGGAGGGAAGUGUGUGGAGCAAUACAACGGAUACUCAUGUGACUGCUCUCUCAGUGCAUAUGAUGGACCCUUCUGCACUGACGAUGUAGGAGGGUAUUUUGAGGCAGGAACCAUGGUGCGGUAUGACUUUCUGUUGGAUCAUGGCGGAUUGUUGCUGGGCGACCCCAGGAGCUUUUCAAACCUUGCCUUUUUAGGAGAAACCAACCUCACCCAGGAGGAGCUGGUCUUCAGUUUCAGCACAUACAGUGCUCCAAGCAUUCUUGUGUACAUUAGUUCAAGGACCCAGGACUACAUGGCAGUGGUGCUGCGACACAAUGGCUCUCUCCAGGUCCGGUACAGUCUUGGUGGACUUGUAGAACCUUACACCAUAGAUAUUGACCAUCGCAACAUGGCCAAUGGUCAGCCGCACUCUGUCAACAUAACAAGGAAUCUGAGGGAGAUUCGACUGCAGCUUGACCACUACACUGUGUCAACACACACCCUGCCUGAGUCUUCUGACACACAGUUCAGUUUGGUCAAAAGUAUCUUUCUUGGAAAGGUUUAUGAAACGGGACAGAUUGACCCCAUUCUAAUUGAGCACUACAACAGCCCAGGCUUUGUUGGAUGCUUAUCCAGAGUUCAGCUGAAUAAUGUGGCACCGCUGAAAGCUGCACUUCGCUCAGGCACGACUGCUCCAGUCAGCAUCCACGGAAUCCUGGUCCAGUCCAAUUGUGGAGCCUCACCCUUGACCAUUCCCCCUAUACCCCUUGCUAAUGACCUCUGGAAAAUAGAAGCUGGUGGAGCAGUUUUUCCCUUCAAAGAUGAAAAGAUUGGAGGUGAUCCUGCUCAUCAGAAUUUUGCAGUAAUUGCAGGUAUUAUCUCCUUGGUCAUCUUGACAGUGCUGUGCAUCAUGGUGUUCGUGAUUCGCCACAUGUUUCGUCACAAGGGCUCAUACCACACGAAUGAGGCCAAGGGAGCAGACUCAGCAAACUGUGCUGAUGCAGCCAUUAUUGUCAAUGACCCAGCCUUCACUGAAACUAUUGAUGAGAGCAAGAAGGAGUGGUUCAUCUGAAGUCUGGAAAGGCCUUGAAAACAUCACACAUGGACAUGGGUCGAUUUGUUGAUUUUUUUUUUGUUUUGUUUUUUUUCCAAGCUUUGGGAGUAUUUAGGAAGUGGCAACCUGUGGAACUUAAGCAUGUAUGAGCCUUUAUUUUUUAUAAAACUUUGCAACAGACAUUGCAUUGUCCAUUUCUCCUAAAUGAACAAUGCAAUGAAGUAAAACCCUUCGCAGGAUUGUGCCAUAAUAUCAUAGAAUGAAAUUGUCUUAGAACAUAUCAGUUUUGUUUUUUACCAUUCUGAAAUCAAUUUUCUAUUAAGUGUCAAUAUUAUUUUUAUUAGAUUUAUGUUACCCUUAUUUAUACAUUUAUGUAUUUUUUCUGUUUAUAUUUGAUCUCCAUAAAAUUUGACACAUUGCAUCAUCAUUAUGCCACAAAACUUCCACAAUGUAGCUCAUUUUAUUUGUUUAUUUAUUUAUUUACCAUAUUUUUAAAAACAUUUGGGCUGAGCUUUUAUUGAACCCUGGAUGUGUACAUUCUGGCUGGCCUGUAAGUACAGAUGAUGAAACACAAUAAGGCUCAUUUUACAUGAUAGACAGCAUUGACUCUUCUAGUUGUUGGUUAUAAAAUUCAAACUAAGGCCAAUUAAUCCAAACAGGUACUUAUAUUUAGGUAUUUUUGUAUUUUUCUUAUUUUUCCACACUACAUUUACUUUUUAAGACGUAUGAAAACCCCAGACUGGACUAUGUUUUAAGUUGGUCAGAUAGUUUUACGGAAUUAUUUUAAAAUGACUCGUAUAGCAUCAGUCUCUUGAAACCAGAUAUUUAAUAAGUUAUUGCAAAGGAAUGUUUAUUAGUUACAUGUUUAGCUCCACCUUAACUCUGGACAUUUGAUUGUAAUGCAUUUGUAUUUAUUUGUGUUCUUGUGCAAUAGUAGGCUGUUUGACACUGACUUUCCCUGUAUUUUUUCUUUGUGAGACACUGUAGAACCACAUAGUUUUCUUCAUGUUACAUGGAUAAAAUAAUCCAAAACCUA